Molecule: messenger RNA, 698 nt
Organism: Gossypium arboreum
Lineage: Eukaryota; Viridiplantae; Streptophyta; Magnoliopsida; Malvales; Malvaceae
Product: RING-H2 finger protein ATL39-like
Exons: 1
Coding region: 147-581 (144 amino acids)
Biological process (GO): protein ubiquitination
Source: RefSeq, a predicted model, not a curated record
AAAUAAUUGUAUAGUUAGAAAGAUUUAACUUGCUCUCUAAGGAAGAAUCUUCAGGUGAAAUUUCAAACAAAUUGAAAAAGGAAAACUUGGGUUUAAAUAUUAUGAUUCACUCAAUACUAAACUAGUGUUUCAUCAUUGAAGGAAGCAUGGCAAUGCCACCAGCAGCGGCUGAGAUUGACGUUGAAAGACCACUUAAUCUUGUCGGAAUUCUAAGUGUUGUCGCUUCUUUCCCCAUAACAGUAUUUAUAAUUUACAUCAUAAGGACUUGUUAUGAAAAAGCCAGAAGGCAGCUCCGACAUCCGACUCAAGACAUUGAGGCCGGCCGUCAAUCCAUGCGGCAACCGGCAGGGACCGUUGUAAUAGACAAGAAGAAUAAUAUCAUUAGCACGCAAGAAACUACAGCCAAAGAAGGAGAGAGUGGAAGCAAGGAUUGUGCAAUAUGCCUGGAAGAACUGAAAGAAGGGGAUCGUUGCAGGAUGUUAAGCAAAUGCCGACAUGUUUACCAUCUUUCUUGCAUCGAUCGAUGGUUGCUUAAGCACUCCCAUUGCCCGCUUUGUCGUGCUUCUAUCUACGUUUCCUGAUCUAACUGCUUUUCUUUGCAUUACAAUUGUUUCAUAUUGUUAUACUUUUAUAUUCGUAUAUAGCAUUUGAUCUGUUCUUCAACAUUUAUCAAUGGAUGCGGUUUUUUCGUUUGAUCC